AUGGCUGGUCUUUCACCAGAGGAAGAACGCCAGCUGAAUGAGUUGCUAAUGAAACGCGAGAAGAGCCAAGGACUCGUCUUGCCGAAGGCAAAGGCCACCGUGAGCAAAGCUGGCGGAAGCAUGUCGGAUGCCUCGAAGAGACAGCGAGAUGCGCAAGAUGAGCCAGAUGAGUGCUUUGAAUCAGAGGGAAUUUCAUCAUUGGAACAAUGGGGAAAGGUGGUGAUCGCAAUGCCUGCUAUGACGGACCGCAAGAUGACCUUUGCGGAAGCCGUUGAGAUUUCCAAGAGUGAGAAAAAGGUCAAGACCUACCUCAACUGGAUUGUGGGAAAAUUCGGAGAUGAGGCUUGUGCAAGCCCCAAGAGUCAGGGUGUGGACCUGGCCAUGUAUCUCAUGGCUCGUGGAUGGACCUCCUCAGGAGGUGGCUAUCAGCGAACAUACAAGAAGUGA
Molecule: messenger RNA, 447 nt
Organism: Durusdinium trenchii
Lineage: Eukaryota; Dinophyceae; Suessiales; Symbiodiniaceae
Source: the annotation of a GenBank genome assembly